Gossypium raimondii (Peruvian cotton) is the source of this 549-nucleotide messenger RNA. RefSeq lists its product as uncharacterized. The transcript has a single exon. The record is from RefSeq and is a predicted model, not a curated record. Bases 164 to 370 code for a protein of 68 amino acids. Lineage: Eukaryota; Viridiplantae; Streptophyta; Magnoliopsida; Malvales; Malvaceae.
AUGUUCCUUUUCUAGCUUUAUGUGAUUCUCAUUCCUUCUCUAAAUGUGUUAAAGUCACCAAUCCAUAAACAAAGCAUCCAAAGCCCUUUUUUUUAUGCUUUGUUUGAUUCUUCAAAAGUGCUUCAUAUACACAAAGUAUUGAGUGAAACCGAUAUAGAAGAAAAUGAAUGAUUGGGGUGCUCCACUCAUAGCAGCAGCACUGUUUGCAUUUCUUCAACCAGGUUUACUGCUGCAAAUCCCAGGGAAGCAUCAUCCUAUUGAUUUUAUGAACAUGAAGACGAGUGCGGCUGCCAUUUUUGUGCAUGCAAUUCUAUUUGCUUUGUUCAUGAUAUUGUUCCUUGUUGUUCUUCAUGUUCAUCUCUAUAUCUAAAUCAACAACAAACGGGGUUUUUCUCAGGAAAGUUUGUGCUACUCACUCUCUUCACUUGUGAGUUAUAUUUGUAAGUCCUAAUCAGUAUUUUUCUUUUUUGGUUGGCAGAUUUUCUGUUGACAAUAUUCUUUGAUUUUGAACUUGUUAUGAAAUAAACAGUAGCCUUCAAUACUUAAUAA